UGAUGUAUGCUUUGCAACUCUUGUGUUGGAGAAUAUAGCUUGAGAGGCUCUUGAUGAAGAUCUUGGACAACCACCUGCUAGAAACGGGCGUUAGGUGCUUAUGCGCGGUCACUGCUUUGCCACGUUGGCUACGGGGAUCGCUGCAGGAUCCAUGGAGAUUACCAACACGCUUGAUUGCCUUAUUUUCAUGCAUCUAAACGACAAUGAUCGCUGACCGGUCUUAUCAAGAUGGUAAUGAUGACUGAAUGCACUAGAUGAUCGAGACACGGUGAUCUUGCAUCUAUGAACGCGGUUUUCCUUGUCAUUUUCUGCUGCUAUUUACCAACCGCCAAAACUUUGCGUGUAUCAAGUCAAAUAACAAUGUUUUCCAAGAAUUACCGGCCCCUCACUCAACAAGACAGCAUUGAGAACCUUGAAGAUUCCGAAAAACUCAACGAUGCUUAUUCCAUCCAAUCGACUCAGAAUUCUGCGAUCAAAUUACUUUCUCGAGCGGUGACUCGGUGGGCGCUAUGGAUGCUUGUGACAUCUUUGGUACUCACAAACUGGUACACUUGGGUUAAAUUAAGGUCGUGUUCACCGCCCAACGCGAUUUACACGCUUCCUGCACAAUCCUCGAUCAAAUACAAAAACAUAGUCUUCAAUGCGGGGAUAGAUGGCGAUCUCAGCCCUUACCAAGGUCUGCCUAAUGCAGAGAACAACGCAUUAUGGGAGGGACUCGACCCCCAACACUACGGCGUCAUAAUCUCAGUAUUCCACCAACUUCACUGUCUAAACAACCUCCGCAAACGCAUCUUCUGGAACGAAACCACCCGAGGCCCUAUCGCUGAGAACCCAGACUUCGGAAUGAAGCACAUGGACCACUGUAUCGAUUCCCUCCGCCAAAGUCUCAUGUGCAGCAGCGAUCUCACACCGAUCCCUUACGCAUGGAACACAAAGUACCAUCAGACACUACCCGUUCCAGCGACGACGCAUACGUGUCGGGACUUUGAGGCGAUUCGGGACUGGGCGAGGGCGGAGGAGCGGAGGGCUGGGGAAAUGGAUGUUCAUGUGAGGGUUGAGGAUCCAUUGGGGAAUGUGGAGUAUACUGCGCCUGAUAGUGAGGAUGUGUAGUUCGUAAACGCAUGUAUACUAGGUCUAAAUUGGGAUCGGUGAACUUCCUAUAGUGGGUAUAUGCACGUUGAGUUUGCAACUCUGAUCAGAGGACGCCCAGGCAUUUUUGAAACACAAGUUUUUUACUUCAGUGCUCACUCAGCACGUAUAAAUCGAUAGCAACUCUGAUCCUCCGAUCUAAUUAGUACUUUGUAAUUGUCAAAAUAAAAUGCAAACACUUUCCAAGCAAGCCAUUGAUGUAAUCUCCUCCUUCGCGAUAUGUAAUGUUCAAGUGCAUACGCGAGUAGUCCACAAACAACCAAUCGCAUCCACCAACAACCUCGUAGUCACCUACCGGUUCGAGUUAGACAUAUCUAGUUCUCGUACAUCCAACACCCCCCACAAUUACAAGGAUGUGUGUUGGAAACCGCUGUUUUAUAGUC
Messenger RNA from Periconia digitata, 1532 nucleotides. The record is from the annotation of a GenBank genome assembly. Lineage: Eukaryota; Fungi; Ascomycota; Dothideomycetes; Pleosporales; Periconiaceae.